CCGGCCAUAGACAAUAUUCCUCCUCAUCGACUUCUUUGGUUUACAGCCACGAGGUUUUUAGCAAUAAUUCAAUUUAUUAGCGAAAUAAUAAAAAGAUACUCAAAUAGUAUCGAACAAAAUGCCUCCAAGUAAUCCUUUGCCGCCAAAAGAAAAUGCACUAUUUAAACGAAUUUUGCGUUGCUAUGAACACAAACAAUACAAAAAUGGGUUGAAAUUCGCCAAGCAAAUCUUGACUAAUCCCAAAUUUACAGAACAUGGAGAAACUUUGGCUAUGAAAGGAUUGACUCUUAAUUGUCUCGGACGAAAAGAAGAAGCCUAUGAAUAUGUCCGCCGUGGCCUCCGCAAUGAUCUCAAGUCGCCUGUCUGUUGGCACGUCUUUGGGCUGCUCCAACGCUCCGAUAAGAAGUAUGAUGAAGCAAUCAAGUGCUACCGCAAUGCACUCAAGUGGGAAAAGGAGAACAUUCAAAUUUUACGAGACCUUUCCCUUCUUCAGAUCCAGAUGAGGGAUUUGGAAGGUUACAAGGACACACGCUACCAACUAUUCAUACUAAGGCCGACCCAGCGGGCGUCCUGGAUCGGUUUCGCCAUGAGUUACCACUUACUGGAGGACUACGAGAUGGCCAACAGUAUCCUGGAUGCGUUCCGCACCAACCAAAUGAAGGGGCCUUAUGACUAUGAGCACUCGGAGCUGCUUCUCUACCAGAACAUGGUGUUAGCGGAGUCAGGGCAGUAUGAGCGGGCGUUGCAGCAUCUGCAUAAGUUCUCCAGCCAAAUCCUGGACAAGUUGGCUAUAAAGGAGAACUCUGCCGAGUAUUAUUUGAAAUUGAAAAGGUUCAAAGAAGCGGAGGCAGUUUAUGAGGAUCUACUGAAGAGGAAUCCUGAAAAUGUGAUGUAUUAUCACAAGUUAAUAGAAGCUAGACAGCUUACAAGCACUGAUGACAAAGUGGCCUUCUUUAAUAUUUUUAAGGCUGAGUAUCCGCGAGCAAUAGCCCCGCGGCGACUCCAGUUGACGGCGGCGCCGGCGGGCCCGGUGUUCCGCGAGCUGGUCGACGCCUACCUGCGCAACGGACUCAGGAAGGGCAUCCCGCCGCUGUUUAUUGAUGUCAGAACGCUAUACGAAGACAAACAGAAGUUGGAAACGAUAGAAGAAUUAAUGCUGCAAUACCUAGACAACUUAUCUAAGACGGGACACUUCAGUUCUGUCCCCGAAGCCGACCUACCCCCGGCCAGUGCUAUACUGUGGGUGUACUACUACGCGGCCCAACACUAUGACUGGAAGAAAGACACGGAUAGAGCGCUCGAGUAUAUAGACAUGGCCAUCGAACACACACCCACCUUGAUCGAUCUGUUUAUUAUGAAGGGAAAGAUUUAUAAGCACUGCGGCGACCCGGUCUCCGCCUACUCGUGGCUCCUCGAAGCCGCAGCCCUAGACACGGCGGACCGCUACGUGAACAGCAAGUGCGCUCGCUACAUGCUGCGAGCCGGCCACCACGCAAGAGCCGAGGAGAUGUGCGCCAAGUUCACCAGGGAGGGCGUCCCAGCGACGGAGAACCUGAACGAGAUGCAGUGCAUGUGGUUCCAGACGGAGGCGGCGCUGUCCUACCAGCGGCUCGGCCAGUGGGGCGACGCGCUCAAGAAGGCGCACGAGAUCGAUAGGCAUUUCUCCGAAAUAAUGGAGGACCAGUUCGACUUCCACUCGUACUGCAUGCGCAAGAUGACUCUCCGGUCCUACGUGGGUCUACUCCGGCUCGAGGACGUGCUGCGGUCGCACCCCUUCUACCUGACGGCGGCCAGAGUGGCCAUCCAGGUGUAUGUGAGGCUGUAUGACAAGCCCGAGCCGCCGGCGGCGCAUGCGCAGAGUGCUGUUACAGAAAAUCUAGCGCCGUCGGAGUUGAAGAAGCUCCGGAAUAAACAGAGGAAAGCGAAGCGCAAGGCCGAACAGGAGAGCGCGCUGCAGGCGCAAGUGCAGGUGAAGCGCGAGCAGCACCACAAGGCGCGCGCCGCGCAGGAGCAGGGCGACCCCGAGGCGCCGCAGCUCGACGAGCUGGUGCCCGACAAGCUGGCCAGGGUAGAGGACCCCCUGGAGCAGGCGAUCAAGUUCCUGUGUCCGCUGCGGACGCUCGCCGCGGACAAGAUAGAAACGCAUUUAAUGGCCUUCGAAAUAUACUAUAGGAAAAACAAGCCGCUACUAAUGCUGCAAAGCCUGAAGCGCGCGUGCGGGCUGUCCACGGACAACUCGCACCUCAACGACUGCAUCCUGCGCUUCCGGCUGUGGCUCGACGAACAUAAAGACGUGGCGCCGGCCGUGGCCACCGUGCUGGAGCAGGAGACCCUCAAUAUGUUCAAAGGCCGCACAGCCGCACAGAUGACAGAAGAGUUCGCGUCGCGCUGCGACGGUCAACGUCGGGCGUACUGGGGCGCACGGGCUCUGUACCGCACCCGGCCCGCCGCCGCCAUCGCACUAGCCACGUCGUUGCACCAUGAUGAUGUGUCUAUACAGGGUUGCGUGGAAGUGCUGACGAGCCUGCGCGACGGCGAGUUCGGCCUGUGCGAGAAAGAGACCGAAGACUACAUCGCGGCGUGUCGGGAGAAGUUCCCGUACGCCAAAGCCUUCCAACCGCCAGCGCCGCCUAGCGACGACGAGGCGAACCACGUCGAGGAGAGCCAGGUCAAGGAGGUCUCCGCCAGCUACUGAAGUCAAUGCAACCACAGGGUCUUGUUAUAAUGGUCUAGAGUCGCUUCUGUACAUCCUUUUAAUUUCAUACAAGGUUUUCAGCUACGUGAACUGCCGUGUUUUUUGUAAAUUUAGACGUCACGUCGGUCUAGUGUCACGAGAAUUCGGAUUGCGGAUCGAGUGGUUGUUUGUAGCUAUUCGAAACAAGACAAAGGUGUAUUAGUUCCAAAAGUUGACGCUAGAGGAGAUCAAAAUUCUCGUGACAUGGAUACAACUUGGUAGCUUAUAAAUGAUAAUGUUGCAACAGCCGAAAUAUCUUGAAUGUUCGUUUUAAUUGAUAUUAUGAAGCAUGUUUUCGGUCGAUGCAAUGUUAUUAUAACAUUUACUACAGAUUUCUAAAGGCAUUUUCAGGUUUUCUAAAACUAUUCUGGUUUUUUUUCUUUGUUUGGAUAAAACCUUAAUAGUUUUGAGAACCUUUUUUUUUCUGCUUCUACAGUUACCGCCACUCCUUCAAUCACAUGAAACUAACAUUUAGGAUUACUCGCGUUCGUUAGUUUAACUUUUUAUAGCGUGGGAUGUCACAAAACACUGACAGAAGAAUUUAAUACAUUGUCAAAGGGCAUUCGUUACCUUUCGGUAUAUUAUUUUUAUUCAAGGUUGGUUUACCUGGUUUGGUUUGUGUUGGAAAUGGUUAAUUUACUCCAAUAUCCUGACUUGUCUCAUAUCAUUCAAUACCUGAUACAUACAUAUACCUACUGUUUGUUGUUCAGUGUUUGCUGCUAAUAGGUUUGCGGCAAACUAGGCAGAUAUAUACUACUUUACUAUACUUUAUGAAAACAAAAAAGGACAGCCCACUUGUAGAUUACAAUAAUAAUCAUUAUUAUUUACAUCAUAUUUUAUCUUCACUGUCCAAAAUACUUAAAUUCGUACGUAUACUUAUAAAUGUAUGGACUUUAAUUAGAAUCUUUUAUGUUAUUGUUUUGUAAAAUCUCCAGAGAAUGUAGGAUUUAACUAUUUCAUUGUUGCUCGUUUAUACAUAAUAGCUGUUGCUUUAGUUCCUAGGUUUUUUUUUUACCUUUUUUAUAAAUAAUUAUUGGUGACAAAGACUCAUAGCUUUUGGCCUUAUAAAAAAUAACUUGAUUAGUAAGGUGGUUCAAAAAUUCAAUUCAAUAUUAGUAGGUAGGUACUUUUUAGCAAAUAAUAUGUUAGCGAAUGGAACAAACAUGCUUAACUACCGAGUAUAAGACUCGAAUGUACAGGAUCAAUGGAAUAAUUUACAACUAUUGAUAUUCUAGUCCUGUGAUCCUGACGCCAUGUUGUAAUGGCAUCAACAACUAUUUGUACAAUAAAAAUUUCGAAUAGAUUAGCAUUAAAUUUUUCAGUAUAAAAUAAAAUGUAAGCAAUUUGGUCGAACGCCUAUGUAUCCUGUAAUAAUUCGGAUUUUGUACCAUGUUGAGUGAAGUGUUCAAUGGUUUUAUAUGGUUAGGAAUUAUCAUUACUAAUGUGGACAUUGCGUGGAGCGCAGCCUCCUCCAAUACUGUAGAUUACCGAACUGGAGUACGCUUUGUAAAUAAUUCUUAUUUUUAAGUUUGUACUGUACAAUAUUGUUAUUGUGACGUCACUGGUGACUCGCAAUGCUCUUGACUAUUGUGCCCAAAACGCAGGAUUUGGUUGGCAAAAUUGAUGAUGUAUCAUAUUAUGAAUACGCAAAAAUGUUGGCUCCUGCGAUCAUGAAAUUUUUAUGCGUUAUCAUUGACAUCAAUUUCGUUAUUUACUUUCCAAAUCUUCUUACAAGCUCUAUUUUCACUUGGCGGCAAUUGAACUGGUGACUCUGAGGAAAAGUUUAGAGAUAUUGUACUGAAAUGUCUCUAAUAUGUGGUAAUUUGACUGUGACAUGUCUCCGAGUGAAAACAGGGCUAUGUGUUUGGGCACGUUGUAAUUUAGGGUUUUAAAAUUAUAGUCUGUUUGCUGAAACCAACAUAACCGCACUAGCCCACUCUGAUAAGGAUUGUGAAGUUCCAAUACUGAAAAGGCCCGUGUGUGACAAACCUUAGAUAUUGCUUUGUUCUAUAGUAAAAUUGAUUUACUAUGACUUCUUUUCACUCCCGAUCUUGAAUACAUAGUUUUUGUAUACAAGAUGCUGUCUAUGAUUGGAGUAUGUAUUUGUACCCCCGUCAUCUGUACAUAAAAAGUAAUAAAAAAUAUUUUACAAAUUUAAA
Plutella xylostella (diamondback moth) is the source of this 4893-nucleotide messenger RNA. RefSeq names its product N-alpha-acetyltransferase 15/16 (gene Naa15-16). Gene Ontology annotation, molecular function: protein binding. Gene Ontology annotation, biological process: N-terminal peptidyl-methionine acetylation. The record is from RefSeq and is a predicted model, not a curated record. Lineage: Eukaryota; Metazoa; Arthropoda; Insecta; Lepidoptera; Plutellidae. Gene Ontology annotation, cellular component: cytoplasm; NatA complex.